CGGGGCUUGUUCUGCUCCGACCUUUGAGCCCAGCGGGGCGGGAGACGGAGCCUCUCAGACCGAGCAGAGUGAAGCUCAGCAUGGACACGGACAUCACUCAGGACGCGGUGCUGCAUUUCCUCCAGAGCAGCGGAGGUUCGGUGAAAAACUCCGACCUCUUGUUUCACUUCCGGCCCUUCCUCCGGGACCAUGCGGACCGGGACCGGAACCGGGAGCUCUUCAAGAAGUUCGUCAACUCCGUGGCCACCGUCAGACAGAUCGACGGAGUUUCUUUUGUGGUUCUCAGGAAGAAAUUUAAAGGUCAUGUCCCCGGUGAAGGGGGGUCCUCCGGGGCUCCGUGGCUGCACACUGGGAAGAAGAGCGAGCGCACGCCGGAAAACGCUCGCCGAAACCCGGGUACGACCGCGGAAAAGCCUCGGCAGAAACUGGAGGAGACAACACCCGCCCCGCCGGGAGAAACCACCCGGAAAACAAUCCUACCUGCAGCGGGGAUCAUGCUGAACAACAACAACAAUGUGGAGACGAAUCUGAACCUGAGACAGCCGCAGAUAAACAGCUCACCUGUUCAGGUAGAGAGUCAGAGCCCGGAGAGACCUGGACUGAAGGCUGGACCUGCUGCCCCGGUUCACAGCUCCAGACUGGGGCAGCAGAGAGCGAGUUCUGGUCCCGGUACCACAUCAGGAACCAGCCAGCCAGUCCCUGAACGCCUCAUGGGGACGCCUGAGGGUGCUCUUCAUCAGCAGCCUCCUCUUCAUCAGCAGCCUCGUUUCCAUCAAGAAUCUCAUCUUCAUCCAGAACGUCCUCUUCAUCCAGAACCUCCUCUUCAUCAGCAGGCUCCUCUUCAUCAGCAGCCUCGUCUUCAUCCAGAACCUCAUCUUCAUCAGCAGCCUCCUCUUCAUCAGCAGCCUCGUCUUCAUCAAGCACCUCGUUUCCAUCAAGAACCUCGUCUUCAUCAACCACCUCCUCUUCACCAGGAUCCUCGUCUUCAUCAGCAGUCUCCUCUUAAUAAGGAGCCUCGUCUUCAUCAACCACCUCGUCUUCAUCCAGAACCUCCUCUACGUCAGCAGUCUCCUUUUCAACCAGAACCUCCUCUUCAACCAGAACCUCCUCUUCAUCCAGAACCUCAUCUUCAUCAGCAGCCUCCUCUUAAUAAGGAGCCUCCUCUUCAUCAAGAACCUCAUCUUCAUCAAGAACCUUGUCUUCAUCCAGAACCUCCUCUUCCUCAGCAGCCUCCUCUUCCUCAGCAGCAUCAUGUCGUUCCACGUCGCAUCAGACACCGGCCGAGCUACAAAUCUGCUGUUUCUUAUGAUGACGACGAUGAGGAAGAUGAGGAGGUCCCGGUCAGACGAGGUUCAUCAGGAGGUGUGUGGCCCCUGAACGCACCCCUCGGAGACACUCUGAGGGCCAUUUCUGCCUCGUCGCCCUGCAUCGUGGACCCACCUGCUCCGUCCUCGCCUUCAUCAGAGAGGAAGCUGCCUCAGAUCUGCAUCCAGGACAUAGACCCGGUGGUGUCGACUCCUCGAGGUCCAGGAAGGAGGUCAGAACCUGCAUCUAGAUCUGGAUCUCCACGUCAAGCUGCAGAGGCGCCGUCGCACCACAACGUCCACCAGGACCUCCGGUACUUCCAGCCAGGAGGCGUCCAGGUGGAGCCCAGGCUUGAACCACAUCCCACCCAGAGACUCUCAUCCAGCUACAGCAGCAUCUUCCCCCCAUCUUCUGACGCCUCCUUCUCCAGCAAUGUCUUUCCUCCGUCUGGUUCCCCGAGAGCGUCGAGGUGGAACAGCAGCUCUGAGGAUCUGCAGGCGAGAGCAGCUGAGGAUAAAAUCCAAGAAGCGCUCCGGCGAAUCCAAGGACCAGAGCCUGAGCCUGUAAUGCACCACGGCGACGAUAAAACUACCAAACCGUGGCAUCAUUCUACGGGAAAUCUCCUUGACGAGCAGAAGCCUUCAGCUCAUUCGUCGCCGUUGCAUCACUCCCCCAACCAUCUCCAUGACGACCAGAAGUUUGCAGGCCGAGUGAUGGCGUGGCACCUUUCUACAGGUGACCUCUGUGAUGACCGUGAGGACGCAGAGUCCAGUGAUGGUUCCACGUCGUCCCCACAGCUGAGGCAGCGUCCGACCGUCGCCAGGCGGGUCAGCAGCCGCCUGAGGAGCCGGAUGUGCAGAAGUAUGGGGGCCGAUCUGGACCAGCUUCUCCAGGAGGAGGCUGGAGGUGUCGGACCAGGGAGUAGCGAGGCGGCCCGGCUGAACCGCCUCCACCGGAUCUCCUCGUCGCUCAGCCUUUGCCACAACCUGUCGACCUCCUCGCUGUCGUCUUGCUGCACACCGCCUCGAUGCGACAGCGUCGGCAGUCUGGUGGACGUAGUCGAGAAGAAGGACGCCAGGAGGAGCCUCCCCAUCACCUCCACGUCCUCACCUGCUCAGCACGAAGGCCGCAGUCGGCAGUCGCAGUUGUUUCCCCUGGAGCCCAGAGAACACGCCUGGCUGGUGAAGGGGGCGAUGGGCGCCUGGCCGGACAUCUACUCUCUGUUCAGAGAGGACUCGUCUCUGCUCAACAAGCGAGACUUCAUGUCCGGCUUCACUGUGCUGCACUGGAUCGCUAAACACGGCGACCACCGAGUCCUCAACACUCUGUGGUACGGCGUUGAAAAGGCCGGUUUAUCCUUCGACAUCAAUGCCAGGGCGACCAACGGCCACACUCCUCUCCACGUGGCCGCCAUCCACAACAACAAAAAUAUCAUCCGACUGCUGGUCAGCAAGUUCAACGCCGACAUCCGGCUGAGGGACAUGGCGGGGAAGAAGCCCUGGCAGUACCUGAGCCGGACCGCCCCGCUGGACAUCUUCCAGCUGCUGGGAGCUCCGGCCAGAGCUGCUGUGACCGGACAAGGUGGAGUUCAGCAGGUCGACUCCAACUGGGAGCAUCAGCAGCAGCAGCAGCAGCAGCAGCAGAAACGGCGUCGCCAGCACCGCCUUUCCUCGGCCUCCGGACAACGACCACUGACGUACAAGGGAACGACGAAGGUGAAAAGGUCGACGUCGAUUGCCGCCUUCCUCAAACACAAAUCAUUGCAUCAUUUCUACGGACAUCAGCCUGACUCUCCUCUUUAAAGACCAAAACUUCUGGAUUAACUUCAUUUGGAGACUACUACAGCCUGACGGGUUUAUGGAGAACUUAACUGGAGAACUCAGGUGAUAUUUUUCUGGAUUCACUGACACCAGUCCAGGUUAAAUCUUGGCCAAACUACAAAGUGGCUCAUGGGUAAUUCAAUUUCUACUUGACCAUUUCUGAUUUGAGUGAAAUUUUUAUGCCAGAAAAUAUGUGUGUUUUGAAAUUUUAGUUUGAUAUAUCGAAUAUUUUCCAAGAAAUAGUUUUUUUUUUUAAUUUAGCAACUGUCAACCAACUUGUAGCACUUUUUUUGCGCAAAUAUGCAAAUGACUUUCGUUGUUAUUGUUGAGAUCUAACUCCUUUCUGUUAGGAUUGGGCGGCUUAGUCCGCUAUUAAUGGUUCAACUAAAAUCAUUUUUUACUCUUUACUUUUCAAGUAUUUGAUAUUAAAAAGUAUUAGAGAUUGUUUGAUCGACUUGUCCGAUAUUAGAGAUUUCAAGUUUUCAUCUUUAAUAGUUCCUGAGAUAUUGGUGUUCAAACAAACUCAAAUUUCAAUGUGAGGAGUGGGUUGACGGGCAAUGUUUGAAAAACAUUUUCUUGGAAAGUAGCUAACACAUAAAUCUAAAAUGUCAUAAGUAUCUUUAUACAUAGCUAAAGUUUAAGGUAUGAAAAGUUUCAGUCAAUCAGAGGUGGUUGAGCAGAAGCCCCUAAAGAUUUUAGAUGGAAUAGUCUUAAGGUGGUUUGCCACUUGUGUUCCACUGUCAUUUAUAGCAUUCUGCUUGUUGGUACUGAUAUGCUAAAGUCUCCAGUUCUCAGAUCUUUUCAUAUCAUGUCCUCCUUGAGAAGACUGAAAACAGUCAAGAAAGAAAAUAUUUCAUUUUAUCAGUCAAACACAAUACAAGAAAAACCAUAAAGAACUAAAGCAUGUUUUAAUGUAGCCCUGCUAGCUUAGUAUUAGCAUAACGUCCGCCCUCUUGGUGUAAGAGUUCUGUCAGACCAGUAUUAACAAUUUAUCCAAAAAUUACUUUAUCUGUGUAUUUGUAAGUUCGUGGUGCCAUCAACGUAACUUUGACUUGUUUCGUUGACGUAAAACAGUCUUGAUGCUGCGAAGAGAACGCAUUUUGUUUGUAUUAGCUGUUAUCUACCAUCUUGUUUUAGUUGCCGGUCCAAGCUAACUAGCAUGUAACCAGCACCUAUGUCAGUUUUUUCAACCAAAUGCAGUGCGAGGAAAACAACUAACGUAAUUGUUUUGUUUCCUCUACAAACAGAACUCAGUCGCUUCCUGUUAGCGUGUGGCUAGUUUUGUUGCUAGCUACUAUAGCUCACUGUCUAAGCAUCUCGUGGCACCCAAGUCAUGAUGACCAGUUUGUCUUUGUCUAAUGAUGGAACUACAAAGUAUUUUAAGUGGCCUUUGUUGGUGGAGAGUGUUAUCUGACAGUGGAAUGUGAGCGGCAGUGGAUUAAAGCAGCAUACCACUGAGGACAUGAUAAGAAUAAUAACUAAUUUGUCCUGCUGUUUCUCUUAGAGCUACAUAACUUUGAGGUUUUUACCGCACCUGUAAGCCUCCACAUUGUUCUGUUAGGUUUCUGAAGCAUGACGCAACUGUAAAACCUUAGUUUUAAGGAGUUUCUCACAGUUUAGACCAACUUUUUACAUUUACGCUUGAUUAAAACUAAAUGUCCUGCUCUGAAACAGCAGAAACCUUGACACUGUAACUGUGGUCAUCCUUCUCAGCUCAAAAAAUCCUUGAGCUCAGUCCAAACAACUGCAACAAAAAGGGAGCACGAGUUCCUCCAGCUGAGCCAACAGGUUCAGCAGAUACGAAAGCCAAAGAAAAGACUGUGUCACAAAGAAUGCUGGAUCUGAGGCGUGUGAUCGCUUUGAGCAGGGGCUGAUUUACAGGCACUUGGCAAAGCAGCCAGGGUUUCAGCAUGACUGUCUGAUGUCAUUGUUGUUGGAGGAAAGAAUUAGGUGGAAGUUUACGAGCCACGAGCCAAAGAGAGCUCCAGUUUCAGCCCGAAACCGAUUCAUUCGCCGAGACUCAUCCAGAGGUCAGAGGUCAGACAAAACAGAACAUACUGCUGCUUUGCUAAAGUGCACUUUACAUUCCUCUUUCUGUUCCAAACCAUCCAUCAGUUUGUUUGUUUCCAUCCUUUUAGGCAGCGUUUAGUGAGUACGAUACAGAGUUAGAUGGGUAGUGGACAAAAUAACACCUGCACAAUAUAAUCCAAAUCAUGAAAAAACUAAUAGAAAAUGAUGCUUUAGAGUUUAUCUAAGGUGGAUUUCAUUAGACUUGAGCACAGCCCGGUCAGCUCUUUGUGCUAAGCUAAGCUAACCACCUCCUGGCUGUAGCUGGUUUUAAUCAUACAGCUAAAAGAACAGUGUCCACCUUAUCAUAUAGCACUCAACAAGAAUACAACUCAGCACAUUUCCGGUAAUGUUGAACUGUUUGUAUUAUCAUCUUGAAUUGAAGUUUGAUUGGUUAAACUCAGAUGAAGUCUCAGUAUCCUUGUCAAUUAGCAGCCUUCGCUCAAACAUCGUCGUCUUCAUUCACCAGGUCAGAUAGUCUGACUGACUGGAAGUAGACUGUGAGUAUAAACCUGCAAAUCUAUGUGUUGUGAUUUUCCAAAUUCUCCUCAACACAAUAAAUAUCAAUGACUAUCACUUCCAAGAAACAUCUUUGACCGAAAAUUUCAAGUUUCGCGAAAGGUUUUGAUUUCUAAUGAAGCAACCCUGCUAGUUUUAUGGGUUUGUGAUUGGUUUAAAGAAAUACAAACGAGCCGAGCUGUUCUCCCCGCUAUACUGAAACAACAGUGAAGUGUAGUCGGACCAUUCUGUGCAGCGCUGUGUCAGUGCUACAGAAUAGUCUGGCUGUCCAAGACUAACCUCUACAUCCUCAUACAACUGGAGUUAUGUCCACUAAGUUAUUUUUUUUCAUUGUUAGACUUAACAUUGUGGUUGAAGCUGUUGGAUCCAAGGGCUGAUUAGGAGGUCGUUCUUGUAAACAUUAGCGCCACACAGAUUCCUCCUAAUUUUAGAGCUAAGUCGACAGAAACAUUUGGUGUCGGGGUGUUGUGUUUGCAUUAUUUUGUCCGCCCCUUUAUAUACUAAUUGUCAUGUUAUCGUCACAACAUAGUUAUUUUAGUAGGCUAACUUUGAUCACCAACCAAUACACCAAAGUGGCGUGUAUUAGCUACCUUUAGCUAACUUUGGUGCAACAGUCUUAGCCUUGUACGACCUCUAACUGAAGGUGGCAAAUUCUAGCUAAUGUCAGCUAACUUUGGUUACUACAGUUUUAGCGGAGUUGAAUAUAAAAAUAAAAUAAACUAGACAACUGCCACAAUCUUCCCAUUAGUUAUUUUUCUUUAAAAACCUUGAAGUCAGAUUCGUGAGCUACUCAGCAGCAAAAUAAAACUUAACACACGUCAUUUUAAGUAAACUUAAACUGGAAGAAAGUGUUGCUUAAAAAGGACGGGAAUCAAUUAAAACACUGCUGGAGGAUUUGGAAAGUGAUCAACAGAAAUGAAUUGUACAGGAUUUGGAGUUUAAUGGUGUAAAACACAAGUAUUAUUCUUUAACACCAUCAUGGUAAAAAUGUUGUGUUUUUGGUUUGUACGUAGUUCUGGUGUGAUGUUUACUGGGGUUGAAAUGUUCUACAAAAUUCACAGUAUUUUUCACAACAUUUGUCAAAGAGUAUUAAAUGUGUUUCACAGUUGAAGGUGUUUGGAUUUUGUAGCUUUAAACACUGUUUAAUUUUUCAUAUAUAUGCAGAGACUGACUAUAAUUUGAUGCUUUUUCUCUCAGAUCCAUUCUUAUCAUUUAUAAUUUCACUUUAUUUUUAUGGAGAACCAAAAGCGAUAAUAGAUUAUACAAGUAUGUGAUCAUUUAAACAGAAUGGUAAACAAAGGUUUUAUGUUUCCCUUUAGUCACCUUUGAUAAAUUUAAUAAAUAUUCUUUAUUUUUA
Acanthochromis polyacanthus (spiny chromis) is the source of this 7068-nucleotide messenger RNA. RefSeq names its product ankyrin repeat domain-containing protein SOWAHB-like. Gene Ontology annotation, molecular function: protein binding. The coding region runs from base 81 to 3107 and encodes 1008 amino acids. The transcript has 5 exons. The record is from RefSeq and is a predicted model, not a curated record. NCBI's taxonomy places the organism in Eukaryota, Metazoa, Chordata, Actinopteri, Pomacentridae.